AGAAGAUGUGCUCCAGAGUCCCCCCCCGCCUGCUGCUGCCGCUGCUGCUGCCGCUGCUGGCCCCGGAACCUGGGGUGCAGGGCUGCCCACCCGGCUGCCAGUGCCACCAGCCACAGACGGUCUUCUGCACCGCCCGCCAGGGAGCCACCGUGCCCCACGACGUACCACCCGACACAGCGGGCCUCUACGUCUUCGAGAACGGCAUCACCACGCUCGAUGCAGCCAGCUUUGCCAGCCUGCCGGGGCUGCAGCUCCUGGACCUGUCACAGAACCAGAUCGCCAGCCUGCCCGCCGGGGUCUUCCAGCCACUUGCCAACCUCAGCAACCUGGACCUGACGGCCAACAGGCUUCGCGAGAUCACCAACGAGACCUUCCGCGGCCUGAGGCGCCUGGAGCGCCUCUACCUGGGCAAGAACCGCAUCCGCCACAUCCAGCCCGGAGCCUUUGACACGCUCGACGGCCUCCUGGAGCUCAAGCUGCAGGACAACGAACUGAGGGCACUGCCCCCGCUGCGCCUGCCGCGCCUGCUACUGCUUGACCUCAGCCACAACAGCCUCCCAGCCCUGGAGCCUGGCACCCUGGACACUGCCAACGUGGAGGCACUGCGGCUGGCUGGCCUGGGGCUGCGGCGCCUGGACGAGGGGCUCUUCAGCCGCCUGCGCAACCUCCACGACCUGGACGUGUCUGACAACCAGCUGGAGCGCGUGCCACCCGCCAUCCAGGGCCUGCGGGGUCUCACGCGCCUGCGGCUGGCGGGCAACACCCGCAUGGCCCAGCUGCGGCCCGAGGGCCUGGCCGGCCUGGUGGCCCUGCAGGAGCUGGACCUGAGCAACCUGAGCCUGCAGGCACUCCCGCACGAGCUGUCGGGCCUGUUCCCCCGCCUGCGGCUCCUGGCGGCCGCCCGCAACCCCUUCAACUGCGUCUGCCCCCUAAGCUGGUUUGGGCCUUGGGUACGGGAGAGCCAUGUGGCGCUGGCCAGCCCUGAGGAGACACGCUGCCACUUCCCGCCCAAGAAUGCUGGCCGACUGCUCCUAGACCUCGAAUAUGCUGACUUUGGCUGCCCCGCCACCACCACCACGGCCACGGCGCCCACCACGAAGCCCGCGGUGUGGGGCCCCACGUUCUCCCCCUCCAGUCCGGCUCCCACCUGGCUCAACCCCACAGAGCUGGCCACCGAGGCCCCCAGCGUGCCCCCUGUGGCCCUGCCCACGGUGGGGCCUCCCCCCAGGCCCCAGGACUGCCCAGCGUCCGUUUGCCUCAACGGGGGCACCUGCCACCUGGGGGUGCAGGGCCACCUGGAGUGCUUGUGCCCUGAGCUCUUCACGGGCCUGUAUUGCGAGAGCCAGGUGAGGCAGGGGCCCCCGCCCAGCCCCGCCCCAGCCACGCUGCAGCCGCCCCAGCCCCUGCCCCUGGGCAUCGAGCCGGCCAGCCCCACCUCCCUGCGCGUGGGGCUGCAGCGCUACCUGCAGGGCAGUGCCGUGCAGCUCAGAAGCCUCCGCCUCACUUACCGCAACCUGUCAGGCCCCGACAAGCGGCCCGUGACGCUGCGCCUGCCUGCUUCACUUGCCGAGUACACAGUCACCCAGCUGCGGCCCAACGCGACCUAUUCCAUCUGCGUCAGGCCUCUGGGGGUCGGGCGGCUGCCCGAGGGCGAAGAGGCCUGUGGGGAGGCCCGCACACCGCCAGCCAGCCGCUCCAACCACGCCCCCGUCACCCAGGCCCGAGAGGGCAACCUGCCACUCCUCAUUGCGCCAGCCCUGGCGGCCGUGCUCCUGGCUGCCCUGGCUGCUGUGGGGGCGGCCUACUGCGUGCGGCGGGGGCGGGCAGCGGCGGCUGUAGCGCACGGCAAAGGACAGGUGGGGCCCGGGGCUGGGCCCCUGGAGCUAGAGGGGGUGAAGGCCCCCUUGGAGCCAGGCCCCAAGGCGACUGAGGGCGGUGGGGAGGCCCUACCCAGUGGGCCGGAGUGUGAGGUGCCACUCAUGGGCUACUCGGGGCCUGGCCCCCAGGGGCCCCUCCCCACCAAGCCCUACAUCUAAGCCCGGGAGCGACAAGGCUGCUAGGCCGGGCUCUCAGCCCUGCUGGGAUCCGCCAGCGCCCUCCUGCUGCCAGACCAAGGAAGUUCUCAGAUCCCUAAUGGGAGGACACAACAAGAUCGCGGCUGUGUGACGUCGGCAAGACCCCGCCCCUCCGUCUCCUCAUCCAUGAGAUCCUGGAACCCAGGUGACCACCUCUAAGGUGCCCCAAGCCUGAGUGCCUACAAGGGUGGCGUUUGCCCUGUCCUCUGCAACGUACAACCCCUGGGGAAGGGUGGGGCGGGCCCUGCCGUGUGCUGGUAACACAGGCCCAGGGCUGCCAGGCCCCACUCCCAAGGAGACUGGGGGCCAGUGAAGGAAGCCCCCAGAAAGACAGCAGAGGGAGAGUGGGGCUGGGGAUGGGGCAUGUGGGUCAGCCUCGGCCCCAAGGAGCAAAGGAACAAAAGAAACUGGAAAGACAGACGCUUUAGGAACAUGUUUUGCUUUGGUUUUUUUAAAAACAUAUUUAUAAGAGAUUCUUUCCCAUUUAUUCUGGGAAAAUGUUUUUCAAGCUCAGAGACAAGGACUUUGGUUUUUGUAAGACAAACAAUGAUAUGAACGCCUUUUGUAAGAAAAAUAAAAGAUAAAAUG
This is a messenger RNA of Odobenus rosmarus divergens (Pacific walrus), 2663 nucleotides long. RefSeq names its product vasorin (gene VASN). NCBI's taxonomy places the organism in Eukaryota, Metazoa, Chordata, Mammalia, Carnivora, Odobenidae. Gene Ontology annotation, cellular component: plasma membrane. The transcript has a single exon. The record is from RefSeq and is a predicted model, not a curated record. Gene Ontology annotation, molecular function: protein binding. Bases 6 to 2036 code for a protein of 676 amino acids.